This is a messenger RNA of Exserohilum turcica Et28A, 231 nucleotides long. RefSeq lists its product as uncharacterized. The record is from RefSeq and is a predicted model, not a curated record. Bases 1 to 231 code for a protein of 76 amino acids. The transcript is spliced from 2 exons. NCBI's taxonomy places the organism in Eukaryota, Fungi, Ascomycota, Dothideomycetes, Pleosporales, Pleosporaceae.
AUGGCCCUCUCAACACACACCAUGGCGCACAUCCGCCGCUACUCGACGCGCAUCCCUCACGAUCCCCACUACCGCCUCAAAGCCACCCUCGCAACCAGCUACGUAGUCUCUGCCCUGGCCCUGCCCUUUGUCCCGCCGCUGCUCGAGACGAGGAGGACAAGGGCCGAUGGAAGUUACAUGACAAAGGAGAGUGCGUAUUGCUCGUCGCAGUACCUUGGUUGUCCCAAAUGA